AUGAAAAAUGCAACUGUGCUCACAGAAUUUGUUCUUACAGGGCUCACUGAUCGCCCAGGGCUCCAGCUGCCCCUUUUCUUGCUGUUCCUGGUGAUCUAUCUCAUCACUAUUGUGGGGAACCUUGGUCUGAUCACUCUCAUCUGGAAUGACCCUCACCUUCACAUCCCCAUGUACUUCUUCCUUGGUCAUCUGGCCUUUGUGGAUGCUUGUUUGUCAUCCACAGUGACACCGAAGAUGUUACUUAAUUUCUUACAGAUUAGUAAAAUUAUUUCCUUCUCUGAAUGCAUGAUACAAUUUUUUUCCUUUGCAGUCUUUGUAACUACAGAAUGUUUCUUGUUGGCAGCCAUGGCUUAUGAUCGCUACGUAGCAAUAUGCAAACCUUUACUGUAUCCAGUGAUUAUGACUAAUAGACUAUGUAUAUGUCUUUUAGUCCUAUCUUUUGUAGGUGGGAUUCUUCAUGCUACAUUACAUGAGGGAUUUUUACUUCUAUUAACCUUCUGUAAUUCCAAUAUAGUGCAUCAUUUUUACUGUGACAUUAUUCCAUUGCUAAAGAUUUCUUGUACUGACUCUACUAUUAAUUUUCAAUUGGUAUUUGUUUUGGCUGGGUUAAUUCAAGCCUUUACCAUUGUGAUUGUGAUUGUAUCUUAUACACUAGUGCUGUUUACAAUUUUGCAAAGGAAGUCUGUCCAAGGCAUAAGGAAGGCUUUCUCCACCUGUGGUGCCCAUCUCCUAUCUGUGUCUUUAUACUAUGGGCCUCUUCUCUUCAUGUAUGUGCUCCCUCCAUCUCAAGAAGCGGAUGAUCAAGAUAUCAUAGACUCUGUGCUUUACACGGUCAUAAUUCCUGUGUUAAAUCCAAUUAUCUAUAGUCUGAGAAACAAGCAAGUCAUGGAUUCACUGAAGAAAAUAUUAAAGAAAAAGACUUAG
This is a messenger RNA of Acomys russatus (golden spiny mouse), 924 nucleotides long. RefSeq names its product olfactory receptor 186-like. Gene Ontology annotation, cellular component: membrane. Gene Ontology annotation, molecular function: G protein-coupled receptor activity; olfactory receptor activity; odorant binding. The record is from RefSeq and is a predicted model, not a curated record. The transcript has a single exon. Lineage: Eukaryota; Metazoa; Chordata; Mammalia; Rodentia; Muridae. Gene Ontology annotation, biological process: sensory perception of smell; G protein-coupled receptor signaling pathway. The coding region runs from base 1 to 924 and encodes 307 amino acids.